Molecule: messenger RNA, 724 nt
Organism: Candidula unifasciata
Lineage: Eukaryota; Metazoa; Mollusca; Gastropoda; Stylommatophora; Geomitridae
Source: the annotation of a GenBank genome assembly
AUGGAGCCAGAGCAACGUGAGAUACUUCGGAUAUGGCGAGUAGAACUGGUUGAAAACAUCAACGUGAAAGAUGGACUCUACACCCAGCUGUUAUCUAAAAAUAUUCUCACUAGUAGAACAAUCAACAGAAUCAAGAAUAACAGAACAGCAGAAGAACAGGUGGAGGAGUUGCUCGAUGAACUACAGAAAAAGGAUUGUUUCAGCUUAUUUUGUGAGGCUCUCAUUGCUGAUGGCCAGCAGCACAUUGUUAAGAAGUUCCUAAAACAAACUAAAUCAUCUAUAGAUAGCAGCAAGACUGAAACCCCCACAGCCACCACAUCUUCAUCUUCUGUUCAAACAAAUGACAGUCCAUCAGUUCCAUCUGAAAGUACUGAUUCCCUUGAAAGAACUAGUCAGUCCUGGGCACCCUCAAUUGUUAUACGUGAGUCUGAUAACAAACAUGUCUACAUUCGGAUUAGUAAUGACGAAGCGUCUCCAAGUAAACGACUUCGAAGUGUGGAGACUGAUAAAUCUCUAGUAGUGUUUGAACCUGGCGAGACCAGGUAUGCCAUGAAGCACUAUGUUAGUGAUUCAGUUGACCUCAGUGGAAAAGAUAUUGUUCUUCAUUCUGCAGCGAAAGUCUCCCACCCAACUGUCGUGUUGGAUAAUCCUCAGUCUCUCAUAAACUGCCACAUCUCUGACCCUGCUCGUUAUGUGGCAGCUUUCACGCCACAGUCAUCGUCAA